This is a messenger RNA of Rhopalosiphum padi (bird cherry-oat aphid), 843 nucleotides long. RefSeq lists its product as uncharacterized. The coding region runs from base 1 to 843 and encodes 280 amino acids. Lineage: Eukaryota; Metazoa; Arthropoda; Insecta; Hemiptera; Aphididae. The record is from RefSeq and is a predicted model, not a curated record. The transcript has a single exon. Gene Ontology annotation, molecular function: nucleic acid binding.
AUGAACGAGUUUAGACGUAAUAACGAUACAAGGCCAAUAGUUUACUUAGACGAAACAUGGGUAAACCAAAAUCAUACGCGAGGACACAUAUGGCAAAACUCCGACAACACCGAAGGAUUAAAAGUACCUAUUGGUAAGGGCGGUCAGCUUAUUGUGUGUCAUGCUGGGUCACCUUCAUUUGGUUUUGUCAAAAAUUCAAAACUGGUUUUUCGUUGCAAGUCGGGAUCGCAGGCUGACUAUCAUUCUCAAAUGAACGCCACCGUUUUUCAAAAAUGGUUUAUAGAUAUGUUGGGCAAUUUAGAAGAACCUUGUAUAAUUGUAAUGGACAAUGCCACAUACCAUUCUACCUUAACAGAAGAAUAUCCUAAGGCAAAUACUCGAAAGGCAGAUGUACAAAAAUGGUUACAAGACAAAUCUGUAGACUUUUCUCCAGUAGAGACAUUAAGCGAACUACGGGAAAAAGUCAAAUUGACGAUGCCAAAAGAAAAAAAAUAUAAAUUGGACGAAAUUGCACUACAAAUGGGCCAUGAAGUGGUAAGACUUCCUCCUUACCACUGCCAAUAUAACCCAAUCGAAUUAAUCUGGGCGCAAGUUAAGGGUAAAGUCGCGGAAAAAAAUAACACCUUCAAAAUGGCAGAUAUAGAAGUGUUAGUAAAUAGUGCUUUAGAUGCAGUCACAACAGAAGAUUGGGCAAAAUGUGGCGAUCACUGCGAUAAAAUUCAAGAAGACGAUUUGGUAAAAGAAGGAUUAAGAGAUGAAAUUUUGGAGCCUAUUAUAAUGACAAUUAAUCCCGACGACAGUUCUACUGACGAAGACGAUGAUGAAGACGAUAUGAUUAAUUAA